Molecule: messenger RNA, 189 nt
Organism: Clonostachys rhizophaga
Lineage: Eukaryota; Fungi; Ascomycota; Sordariomycetes; Hypocreales; Bionectriaceae
Source: the annotation of a GenBank genome assembly
AUGACGGACAUCCUGUGGCUCUCAAUCAACGACAUCACGGUAGUCAACUUCUACCGCCGGCCAGACGAAAACGACGCGCUGGAUGUUCUGUUGCAGUGGGCAAUCCCGGACCGCUGCCUCGUGCUGGAGACUUCAACGCCAAACAUCACAGCUGGCAAACCGGCCGAAGGGAAGGUCGAGGAGGAGUAA